Molecule: messenger RNA, 1630 nt
Organism: Oryzias latipes (Japanese medaka)
Lineage: Eukaryota; Metazoa; Chordata; Actinopteri; Beloniformes; Adrianichthyidae
Gene: plp1b
Product: proteolipid protein 1b
Biological process (GO): axon development; central nervous system myelination
Cellular component (GO): plasma membrane; myelin sheath
Molecular function (GO): structural constituent of myelin sheath
Source: RefSeq, a predicted model, not a curated record
ACGCUGUGAGGUGUUGGCACAAGCAGACAAGCUUUCACAUGCGGAUGAAAUCAGCGCAGAGAGGCUCAUUGAACAGUAGCAAACCUUGUAGGCAGCUCAGAUCAUCACAGUCUGGCGCCGGGAUCUCUCUCGUUGUGGAAUACAAGAUCAGAGGAAGCAAAUGUUUCCGGUCAGGCAGCCUUGGCUUUGCAAAGCCUUAGGUUGUUAUGAUUGCUGUAUCCGGUGCAUUGGGGCAGUGCCCUACCCGUCACUGGUGGCCACCCUGCUGUGCUAUAUUGGCAUGGCAUUAUUUUGUGGCUGUGGACAUGAAGCGCUGACCCAAACCGAAGUCCUUGUUGAGACUUACUUUGCCCGGAAUGUCCAGGACUACGUGGUCAUGGCCUCUUUCAUCAAGUACUUCCAGUAUGUUAUCUACGGCCUGGCAUCCUUUUUCUUUCUCUAUGGUAUCUUGUUGCUGGCUGAGGGUUUCUACGCCACAAGUGCAGUGAAGCAGACCUUUGGCGAGUUCAGGAGCACCCAGUGUGGCCGCUGCCUCAGCCUGACGUUUAUCAUAGUGACAUACAUCUUGGCCUUCAUCUGGCUCGCAGUGUUUGCCUUCAGUGCCAUCCCAGUCUUCUUCCUGUUCAACAUGGAGCAAACCUGCCACAACAUCAACCUCCUGGCUGAGACGACAGCCAGCAUUAAUCAGCACAGCUGGAUCUGUAUGGACGCGAGGCAGUAUGGUCUGCUUCCCUGGAAUGCGGUGCCAGGCAAGAGCUGUGGAAUGACCCUGGCAUCUAUCUGCAAAACCAGUGAAUUUCACCUGACCUAUGACUUGUACAUAGCUGCGUUUGCUGGAGCUGGGGUCACUCUGUUGGCACUGUUUCUGUAUCUAAUUGCCACCACCUACAACUACGCAGUCUUGCGUUUCCUUGGCAGGAAAGGAAUUCGUUAAUCUGCCCCAUUCUCCUUCAUCUUCUGGCAGUAAGGUGGACAUCCAGCUCACGCAACGCUAGAUCUGAACUCUUCAUCCUACCUUAGAAAAAAAGCACCUUUCAAACCUGGAUCAUCUACUGUUCUUGUGAAUGUUUAAUAACAGACAAAUGUUUCUCAUCCCUGUCAUGAAUGAACAACAGGCAGAGAUGAAGAUAAUUCUGACCCAGUAAUGAUCCCCCUGGAUGAAUCUCUUGCAUUGUUCAUUUUCCUUUUGUGACUUUUCAUUUUAUCCUUUUUGUAAGCCUUCCCUAUUUCUGGCUGCAAUGUACGAUACUCCAUGAAUAAUUAAAAGCUUUGCCAGCUUGCUUUGCAAGUCAUAACUGUAUGCACACUAUUCAGUCUCUGAUGUGCAUAUUGGUUCUGAGCAUGAUUUCCUCAUUAUCAGCAACUUACAUGUCGUCGUUGUGGAUCUAAAGCGGGGGAAAUUGAAUGUGCCAGAUUUUUUCUUUGAGCUUUUCAUCCAACAUGAAGUUUACUGUGCAUUUAUCACAGGCUCUAACUGAUUUGUUUGAAUGCCACAGUCUACGGAUGGGUUUUAGAUACUAGCUAAAAAAAAAAAAGUCACAGAGGCACUUUUUGUUUCUUUAACUAGUCUCCAGCUCACGUGUUUGUGUGCACAUUUGUAUUUACUUCAAAUUAAACCUUUGAAAUCUCA